Molecule: messenger RNA, 2607 nt
Organism: Tauraco erythrolophus (red-crested turaco)
Lineage: Eukaryota; Metazoa; Chordata; Aves; Musophagiformes; Musophagidae
Source: RefSeq, a predicted model, not a curated record
AUAGAAAUGGCUUUAUGGAUCUGGACACUGAGCAUUUUGAGCUGUUUUUGCAUCACCUUAUCCAGAAAUGAGGAACUGAAAUUUUUUCAGAGUGCUACAGAGCUAAAUCAUCUAACAGUGGAUAAUGACACUGGGAUAAUCUAUCUGGGAGUGGUAAAUGCUCUAUAUCAGCUUACAGAAAACCUGGAUGUAAUAAGGUCUGUAGAAACAGGUCCAAGAAAGGACAACAAAAAGUGCACACCUCCCAUUGAUGAAAAUCAAUGUAAAGAGGCAGUACUGACUGACAAUUAUAACAAAUUACUGUUGCUGAACAAGGCGGAUAAAACAAUCGUGGUGUGUGGAAGCCUUUUUAAGGGAAUCUGUGCCAUCAGAGAUCUAGAAGACAUUAGCAAUGAGAAGUAUUAUGUAGACAGUAGUGGAGAAAAGUCCUUUGUGGCAAGCAACGACGAGAAUGUAUCAACCGUGGGAUUGAUCACUUCCUUGAACAACGACCGAGUGCUGUUUGUUGGGAAAGGGAAUGGACCAAAUGAUAAUGGGAUAAUAAUCAGCACUCGGCAGCUCUACGAAAGGGAUGGAAAAGACAUUUUUGAAAUGUAUACAGACUCGGCAGCUGUUAAGUCAGCUUAUCACUCAUCAAGCACACAACAAUUUGUGGCGGUCUUUGAGGAUAAAAAUUAUGUUUAUUUUAUUUUUAAUCAGCAAGAGAAACAGCCCGUCAAUAACCGCACACUGAUUGCGCGUCUGUGCAAAGAUGAUGCCCAUUAUUAUUCCUACUUCGAAAUGGACUUGGGUUGCAAAGAUGAUGAUGGUGCUUAUGACCACUGUCAUUCUGCUUAUGUCACUACCCCAGGAGAAGAGCUGGCCGAGAGCAUGGCUCAGCAGAGACAAACUACAGAUUCUCUCUCAGAUGACAAAGUUCUUCUUGCACUCUUCAGCAAAGUGAACAAAGAUGAUGGCUCUCUAAAAUCUGCCAUGUGUGUGUUUUCCUUGCGGCACAUCAAUGAAAAGAUGGAAAAAAACAGGAACGAUUGCUACACUAAAAAGAAUACCAGCUCAUUUUACAAACUUUUUGCAGCAGAAAACCCGUGUGCAUUACAUGGACUGAAUGCAAGCAAAAAUUUCCCCUGUGGCUCCGAACACUUGCCGUACCUUUUGGGAAGUAAGAAUGGUGUUAUAGAGAAGCCGGUACUACAAAAAGAAGAGAUGAAUCUCACGGCCGUCACUGUGGCUGUGGAGAACGGGCAUACCGUGGCUUUUCUGGGAACAUCAGAUGGUAAAAUUCUUAAGGUGUUCCUGUCAUCCACUGCAACUGAGUACAGCUCUCUUACUAUUGAACUAAACAAACCCAUAAAGAAUGACCUGGUCCUUGACAAAACCCAAGAAAAUCUGUAUGUGAUGACCACAGACAAGGUGCAUCGGCUACCUGUGCAGGACUGCCACAAAUAUUCGGACUGUGAGCAGUGUACUCAAGCGAAGGAUCCGUACUGCGGUUGGUGUGUGAGAGAGGGCAGGUGCACAAAGAAGGCAGACUGUGGAACAGCUGAUAAGGAGAACCACUGGCUGUGGAGUCCAAGCGGCACAUGCAUGACUAUCAUCAGUGCAAACCCUCUAAACAUGAGUCGAAGAGCUCCUGCUAAGGUGGAACUGACUGUAAGUCCAUUACCAACUCUGACUGAGAGUGACCAGAUUUUCUGUACAUUUGGUGAAACAACCCAUUAUGCUCAAUUAAAAGAAGGGGUUAUUAUCUGUGAUCCGCCCGAUAUUAUUCCUCCAACACCAAAAGGUCAAGAUCAUGUUUCAGUUCCACUUCAGUUAACCUUUGGAAAUAAUAAGAUAUUUUUUGCGUCGCAUACUUACCCUUUUUAUGACUGUGAAGAAGCAAUGAAUCUUUUCAAAAAUCAGCCAUGCUAUUCCUGUGCAAGCAAUAGAUGGAAUUGCCAGUGGGACUGGAAGAGACAUAUCUGUGAAGAGUCCUCUUCAAUACAGGAUGUGAUUAAACAAAAUAUGGAAGAAGACUGCCCGCAGUUUCUAAACCCUAACCCUCCAAUAAUACCUAUGGAGUAUCGAACAAAGGUGUAUUUUGAGGGAAGACAUCUAGCUUAUUAUCAGAAUAAAGAAUUUGUCGUUGGAAACAGCCAAUUUGAAUUCGAAGCUUCUGUUGAAUCAGAUGAAGGAAAAUUUUCAUUCAUGAGUAAAGAGUUCUCCUAUAGUGCAAAUGAGACCUUACAGCUUAACUUAUCCAUAAGAGCAGAUAAGGUCAAGAUUGACAGCAAACUGAUGGUGACUCUGUACAACUGCUCUUAUGGACGAAGCGACUGCAGCUUAUGCCUCGCGGCCCAUGACGACUAUAAGUGUGUCUGGUGUGAAGAAGAUGGCAAGCCCAGCAAGUGUGUUUAUGAAAAGCUCUGUCACGCUCCUCCUACUGACACAUGUCCUCAUCCAGAAAUCACUCGCAUUGAGCCAAAAACUGGACCACUAAGUGGUGGAAUUCUUUUGACCAUAAUGGGAUCUAAUUUGGGAAUAAAAGCAGAAGAUGUAAAAAAUAUAACAGUGGCAGACGAGGAAUGUCUUUUCAAAGAGGAAUUCUACUCUGUUUCCACAAGGUAA